Messenger RNA from Trichomonas vaginalis G3, 2412 nucleotides. Its product is annotated as armadillo (ARM) repeat-containing protein family. The transcript has a single exon. The coding region runs from base 1 to 2412 and encodes 803 amino acids. The record is from RefSeq and is a predicted model, not a curated record. Lineage: Eukaryota; Parabasalia; Trichomonadida; Trichomonadidae.
AUGGAUGAAAAUGAAAAAUCUGAAGCAAAUAUUAUUGAUAUCAUUCGAAUAACUUUCGAUCCUAGUAGUUCAGAUCAGGAUGUACAUAAUGCAGAAAAAAUUCUUUUAAAUUUCAUCAAUGAUUUUAAUUUCUUCAAACAAUUAACACAAAUUGCCAUUGAAAACCAAUCUAAUUUCAGUCUUUCACGAUCUUGUAUCUUAUACAUUAUUUCAAUGAUCAAAUAUUCUAAAAAUUUAUUCGUUAUAAAUGAUAUUUACGAAAAUAUUAUUGGAAUAUUUAAUGAUUCGCCAGAUUACUUACCAAUAUUACAAAAAUUAUCAGAUACAUUUGUAAUUAAUGCAGAUAAGCAAUUGAUUUUAGAAAAAUUAGUAGAAUUAGAUGAAAAUCUCUCAAUUGUUUGCCUUUAUUUUUCGUAUUCGUUUUCUCAAAUGUUUUCUGAUUGUUUAAAGUGUCCAUACUUAGAAGAUUUUGUUAAUCAAAUUCUUCCAAAAAUUAUUUCUUUAUACGAUAACAAUAACUAUACAAUUCAAUAUCUUUGUCACUCUGUAUUUGAAAGAUGCCUUUUCGAAAAGGAUAUUUCAGUUUUUUCUCAAAAUAAUUUCUUUCAAUUAGUUGAAUUAUCAAGAAGUAUUGAUAUUGAUGCCAAUUCCCCUUUUAAGAAUGAAAUUGUGUAUUUAAAAAUGUCGAUGCUUUCAUCCAUUUUGCAAAUUUUCCCAGAAUUUCAAAUUAAUUUUGAAGAAUUUAAAAAUUAUUUCAUUAAUAAUGUAGAUGAACAGUCGAUAUGUACUCUAUACUAUCCGAUAUAUACAUGUUUAGAUCAAUUCGAGCUCAGACAUUUAAUUUCUAUUGAUUUUUUUCAAAAAUUUCUUAAUGAAGUUUUUAUUCCAUUUUUAGACAAUUUUAUUUUAAAAAUUGAUGAAAAUUUCUAUGGUUAUUCAUUGAUAUUUAGAAGCGAAGACAUUUAUAAGAAUAACUGGUGUGAUCCUAUAGAUUCAUCAGCAUCUUUAGCAAGAGUUUCAUUUAAAGCUUUUGAUUCUCAACAAAUUUUUGAAAUUAUAGAAAAUAUUAUUUUAUCUAAUGAAAAUGGUAAUGAUAGAAUCUCAAUACUUGCAAUGUGGUAUUUAUCUAAUGGAUUGGAAAUCGUUAGUCCAGAAAUGAUUGAUUUGUUUGUGAAUUUAUCUUAUCAAUUUUUAAAUUCAGAAAAUUUGAUUUAUCACAUUGCAAGUUUCUUAUUUUUAGCAGCUGCUGAUUAUGAACAUAACUGUGAUGUUGUAAAACAAACUUUUUUGGAAAGUUUUGAUUUAUCAUUUCCGGAAGAAAUUAGAAGCUUCGCAAUUGUAGCAUUACCACAAGUAGUUCAGAAACUUGAUAAUGAUUCCAAAUCUUUGAUUUCAUCUAAUUUUGAUUUACUUGAAAUUUUUUCAAUUUUAAUUCAAAAUUUUCUUGAAAGAGAAACUGAUAAUUCGCUAACAGAAUGCAAGAAUUUUAUCAAAGCAUUCCCAGAAAUAAUGACUUUAGAUAAUUUUUCACAAAUUUUUGAAGAAUUUUUGAAAAUUUUCGAAUAUGGAUUACAAAAUGAUAAAAGCAAUAUAUCAAUGUUAUCUGCUUCAAUUAUUGCAUUUGUUAUACAAAGUUUAGAACCAAAUCCUGAUUUUCAUAAAGAAAUUUUAGGAUAUUUAGAAAAUAUAAUGGAAAAUUAUUCUGAAACUGAUAAAUUCGAGCAUUCAAUUGCUAUUGCAGAAGCAUUGUUCAAAAAUCCUGUUGAAGAACUCAUUGAUGAUUAUUUUUCAAUAUUAAUGAAAUUUAUUGAGAUUUCUCAGUAUGAAAAUUCAAAGAUUGUUUUCUCAGAGUUAUCACAAAUGAUAAUUUACUUUAUUUAUGAUUCAAAACCGAAUUCUUUGAAAUAUCAAGAAUUAAUUUCAAAAGCAACCGAAAUAUUUAAGUCUGAUGUUGAUGAUUUAUGUUUGUUAUCUGUGGGAACAGAGAUUAUUGCAUCAUUCAUGCUGAAUUUGGAUCAAGAAUUUUUUAAUAUUAUAUCUGUUGAAAAUAUAACUGAAAUUCUUAGUUAUUUGAUAGAUAUUUCAGAAAUUGAUUCAUGUCCGCUUCUAAUUGCAGCUGUCAUGCUUAAAAUCCCAGAAAUUUUUAGUUCAGAAUUAAGAAAUGAUUUAGUUGAGAUUUGGACGAAAGGUCAAAUUGACAUUGUCCCAUUUUUGCAUAUUUCAACUGUUUUAUUUAGUCAUUUUACUGAUUCAGAAAAAUUAGAAAUUAUUUCGACUGCUGAAGAACUUAUUAGUUUAGAUGAAGACGAAUGUUGUGAUUUUGAAGGAGAAAACUUUCUCAGAUGGCCAUGGUUUAAUUUUGAUAAAUCUGAGACAAUCAAGCAGUUUAAAGAAAUAUAUGGUAUCGAAUAG